Messenger RNA from Bufo gargarizans (Asiatic toad), 6526 nucleotides. It is a transcript of the gene DOCK3, whose product is annotated as dedicator of cytokinesis 3. Gene Ontology annotation, biological process: small GTPase-mediated signal transduction. Gene Ontology annotation, cellular component: plasma membrane; cytoplasm. The record is from RefSeq and is a predicted model, not a curated record. Bases 150 to 6314 code for a protein of 2054 amino acids. Lineage: Eukaryota; Metazoa; Chordata; Amphibia; Anura; Bufonidae. The transcript is spliced from 54 exons. Gene Ontology annotation, molecular function: small GTPase binding; guanyl-nucleotide exchange factor activity.
CUCCCGCUGCUCUCGGUGCAUCAUCCCCAGGAUCAGCGCGUGCACAGAGCGGAGGACAUGCGGCUCUCCCGGGCCCCCCCGCCGCCCGCCCGUCCGGGUGACCCCUCCGUGCUCCGGGCACUGUGAUCUCACCCGCUGCGCCCGGGACGAUGUGGACCCCAACGGAGGAGGAGAAAUACGGAGUGGUCAUAUCGAAUUUCCGUGGGUCAGUCCUUCAAGGGUUAACUCUGGAACUGGGAGAAACUGUGCAUAUCCUGGAGAAAUGUGAUGGUUGGUACCGAGGAUCCUCUAUCAAAAACCCCAAGGCAAAGGGCAUCUUCCCGGCCAAUAUCAUCCACCUGAAGAAGGCUACAGUCAGCAACAGAGGGCAGUAUGAGACCGUGGUUCCUGUGGAAGACCCUCUCGUCACAGAGGUGACGUCCACGCUGCAAGAAUGGGCGUCUCUGUGGAAGCAGCUGUACGUGAAGCACAAGGUGGACCUCUUCUACAAGCUGCGGCAUGUGAUGAACGAGGUGAUUGACCUGCGCAGGCAGCUGCUGUCCGGCCACCUCACCCAGGACCAGGUGCGAGAGGUCAAGAGGCAUGUGACCGUGCGGCUGGACUGGGGCAAUGAACACCUGGGUUUGGACUUGGUUCCCCGCAAGGAGUUUGAAGCCGUAGAUUCCGACAAGAUCAGCGUCUCUGACCUAUACAAGAUGCAUCUGUCAAGUCGACACAGCGUACAGCAGAGCACGAAUCAGGUGGAUACCCUAAGGCAGAGGCACAAGGAACCUCGCGCCCCGGUCCCUCAUCACCUGCUCCUCAAUCUGAAGAGCUUCACACACAGCAACAUCGGGGAGGACGUGGACCUCUUCUUCUCACUGUACGACAUGAGGGAGGCUCGUCAGAUCAGUGAGAGGUUCAUGGUCCGACUCAACAAGAACGGAGGCCCCAGGAACCCGGAGAAGCUGGAGCGGCUCAGCGCCCUCUUCACCGAUUUGAGCAGUAAGGAUGUGAAGCGCGACCUCCACCUUGUCGUCCAUGUAAUCAGGAUAGGGCGAAUGCUUCUAAACGACUCCCGGAAAGGUCCGUCUCACAUCCAUUACCGGAGACCCUACGGAUGCGCUGUGCUGAGCCUGGGGGAAGUGCUGCCGGCGCUGUGCGAACAUCGGGACGAGAAGGACUUUGUCAUGAAGGUCUAUAUGUGUAAUAAUGAGAAUGAAUGGUACCAGAUCCACGAGAACAUCAUCCGGAAGACCAGCACCAAGUACUCCACACCCAGCUCCAACUAUGGUCUCAUCGUGUCGUUACAACUCCUGCGAGGGGACAUGGAGCAGAUCCGCCGAGAAAACCAGCUGCUGUUUAACAGAGGGGCGGCCGUCACCCGCAAACUGGGGUUCCCUGAUGUCAUCAUGCCAGGGGAUGUGCGCAAUGACCUCUAUGUGACUCUGGAGAGGGGCGACUUUGAGAGAGGAGGGAAGAGCGUGCAGAAGAACAUCGAGGUCACCAUGCACGUGCUCUACGCUGACGGAGAGAACCUGAGGGACUGUGUCAGCCUGGGCACCGGGGAGCCCCCGCGUACGCAGUACCACUCAUUCGUCCUUUACCACAGCAACAGCCCCCGGUGGGGGGAGCUUGUAAAACUGCCGAUCCCUAUUGACCGAUUCCGGGGUUCCCAUCUACGCUUCGAGUUCCGGCAUUGCUCCACAAAGGACAAAGGGGAGAAGAAGCUCUUUGGUUUUUCCUUCACUCCACUGAUGAGAGACGACGGGACGACACUGUCCGAUGACAUCCACGAGCUUUACGUCUACAAGUGUGAUGAGAACAGCACCUUCAAUAACCAUGCGCUCUACCUGGGGCUACCCUGCUGCAAAGAAGACCAGAGCGGCUGCCCCAACAUCCCAUCUAGCCUCAUAUUUCAGCGCAGCCCAAAGGAGACGUUCUGCAUCUCAACACAGCUCUCCUCAACCAAGCUCACACAGAAUGUUGACCUUCUGGCUCUUCUGAAGUGGAAAGCAUACCCAGAUCGCAUCCUGGACAUUCUUGGCCGCCUGCGGCAUGUGAGCGGGGAGGAGAUAGUGAAGUUUCUGCAGGAUAUCCUGGACACACUCUUUGUCAUCCUGGAUGAUAACACAGAGAAGUAUGGACUCCUCGUCUUCCAGUCCCUGGUCUUCAUCAUUAAUCUGCUGCGGGACAGUAAAUAUUUCCACUUCCGGCCGGUGCUGGACACGUACAUACAGAAGCAUUUUGCUGGAGCCCUGGCCUACAGGGAGCUGAUCCGAUGCCUGAAGUGGUACAUGGAGCGGUCAGCGGACCUCGUGAGGCAGGACCACAUCCAGGAGGCCAUGAGGGCGCUGGAGAAUCUCUUUAAGUUCAUCGUCCAGUCUCGACUGCUCUUUGCUCGCUCCACAGGCGGCCUGGAGGAAGAGCAGUUCCGCUGCAGCAUCCAUGAGUUGUUCCAGUCGAUGCGGUUUGUGCUGAGUUUGGACACACGGAGCUCGGAUACGCUGCUGUUCACACAGCAUCCAGCGGCUGGAGGACAGGUGAGCGGAACGGGGGAGUCCGAUUCCCAAAAGACUGCGGGCUCCACAAGCCCACCAACAGUCUGCUGCGCCGCCCUCCUCAGCUCCUUUCCCGCCAUCUUUGAGGAGUUGCUGGCCAUGUUCUCGGUGACGGAGGUGGCGGAGUUUGUGCGCGGCACGCUCAGCAGUCUGCCCAGCACCCUGCACCUGGGCCAGUCCAUGGACGUGGUGAAGUUACAGUCAAUUGGGCGGACGGUGGAUUGCCGGCUCUUCUCAUACCCAGAGGCUCGCCGCAUUCUCCUGCCCGUUGUGCUGCACCACAUCCACCUCCACCUGCGCCAGCAGAAGGAGCUCCUGGUCUGCUCUGGGAUACUCAGCAGCAUUUUCUCUAUCAUCAAAAGCAGCUCCACGGAGGUGGACGUGGGGGAGGAGGUGCAGAUGUUGCAGGAGAGUCUGCUGGACGUCCUGCUGCAGACGCUGCUCAUUAUAAUGAGUAAAUCUCAGUCCCAGGAGGCGGUAAGAGGCCAGCGCUGCCCGCAGUGUACAGCCGAGAUCACUGGGGAGUAUGUGUCCUGUCUCCUUUCUCUGCUGCGCCUGAUGUCCGACACUCACUACCAGCAUCUGCUGCACAACUUCCAGAGCAAAGAGGAGCUCAAGGAAUUCCUGCUCAAAAUUUUCUGUGUCUUUCGGAACUUGCUGAAGCUGAGCGUCUUCCCUCCAGACUGGACGGUGAUGAGACUACUGGCCAGCAACAUCAUUGUAACGACCGUUCAGUACGUGUGCCCCGCCGUGCACAAGAAUUUCUGUGAAGAGGAUUUUGACUUUAAGAUGUGGAACUCGUAUUUCAGCCUGGCCGUCCUGUUCAUUAACCAGCCCAGUCUGCAGCUGGAGAACUUCGCAGCAGGGAAGAGGCGGAGGAUCCUGGAUAAGUACGGUGAUAUGCGGGUCAUGAUGACGUACGAGCUGUUUAACAUGUGGCAGAACCUGGGGGAGCACAAGUACCACUUCAUACCCGGCAUGAUCGGCCCCUUCCUGGGCGUGUCGCUGGUCCCGCAGCCGGAGGUGCGCAACAUCAUGAUCCCCAUCUUUCACGACAUGAUGGACUGUGAACAGCGGCGCAACGGGAACUUCAAGCAGGUGGAGGCCGAGCUCAUCGAUAAACUGGACUCCUUGGUAUCCGAGGGGAAAGGCGACGAAAAUUACCGGGAACUCUUCAGCCUCCUUUUGUUGGAGAAGAUUGAGCAGGAGACGUGGCGAGAGCCGGGCGCCUCCUUCGUGACGUCGGUAACGCGCCUCAUGGAGAGACUGCUGGACUACAGGGACUGUAUGAAAGGUGAAGAGACCGAGAAUAAGAAGAUCGGCUGCACGGUGAAUCUGAUGAAUUUCUACAAAUCUGAAAUCAAUAAGGAGGAGAUGUACAUCAGAUACAUCCACAAGCUGUGCGACCUGCAUCUACAGGCCGAGAGCUACACAGAAGCCGCCUUCACGCUGCUCCUGUACUGGGAGACGCUGCAGUGGGAAGAUCGCUCCCUACGGGAGCUCCUCCAUUAUCCCACCCAGAGCGAGUGGCAGAGGAAAGAAAGUCUGAGCCGCAAAAUCAUCCACUACUUCAACAAGGGCAAGUGCUGGGAGUACGGGAUUCCUCUGUGCAGGGAGCUGGCGGCUCAGUACGAGAAGCUGUAUGAUUACCAGAGCCUGAGCUGGAUCCUGAAAAUGGAGGCCUCGUACUACGAUCACAUCAUGGACCAGCAGAGACUGGAGCCCGAGUUUUUCCGAGUGGGGUUUUAUGGAAAGAAGUUUCCGUUUUUCUUGCGGAAUAAAGAGUUUGUGUGCCGGGGCCACGACUACGAGCGGCUGGAGGCCUUCCAGCAGAGGAUGCUGAGCGAGUUCCCGCAGGCCAUCGCCAUGCAGCAUCUCAACCAUCCCGACGACACCAUCCUGCAGAGCGACUCUCAGUACCUGCAGAUUUAUGCAGUCACCCCUCUGCCGGACACCCCAAAAGUAUUAAACAUGGACCAGGUCCCCGAGAGGAUAAAGAGCUUCUACAGAGUAAACAACGUCCGCAGGUUCCGCUACGACCGACCGUUCCACCGAGGAGCCCGCGAUAAGGACAAUGAGUUUAAGAGUCUCUGGAUAGAGCGCAGCACUCUCACACUGUCUCACAGCCUCCCAGGAAUCUCCUGUUGGUUUGAAGUCCAGAAGCGAGAGCUGGUGGAGGUCAGCCCCCUGGAGAACGCUCUGCAGGUUCUGGGGAACAAGACUCAGGAGUUGCGAGCGCUGAUCACUCAGUAUCAGCACCACAAUCUGCACGGGAACAUCAACCUCCUGAGUAUGUGUCUGAACGGAGUCAUUGACGCUGCCGUGAACGGAGGGAUCACCCGAUACCAAGAGGCGUUUUUUGAUAAGGAUUACAUCACGCAGCACCCGGAGGAUGCAGACAAGAUCAGUCAGCUGAAGGAACUCAUGCUGGAGCAGGUGCAUGUCCUGGGAGUGGGUCUGGCCGUCCAUGAGCGCUGCGUUCACCCGGAGAUGAGACCUCUUCACAAGAAGCUGGUGGAUCAGUUCCAGGUCAUGCGCUCCAGUCUGUACCAGGAGUUCCCCAUGCUGGAGAAGAUGAAUCCGUCCUGUGCAGCCGUACCGCGCAGUAACGUCCUGCUGUCACACGGGGCCAUGAAUAACGACAGCUUGAGGAUGGUGCACCGGCACAGCCCUCUGGUUGUCCUGAGUUCUGUCCGCCAUUCCUCCUCCUCUCUCUCGUCACACGCCUCCAGCGACACUGGGACCACGACCACCGCUGUGGACAGCGAGACGGAGGACCCCUACAGCAUGCAGAUGCUGCUCCCACAUUCCCUCCACGCCGGAUCCAUCACCAACGUUUCUGCAUUAUCCUCCUCGUACACAAGCCCCUCCUCCUCCAGCCUCAGCUCCACCCACUCUGCGCCAUCACAGCUCAUCAACUCUGCUCCAUCCAGCACACGAGGAUCCCCCUCCCUUCCGGAUAAAUACCGACAUUCACGUGACAUGGUGAUGCUGCUGCCUGCUCCGCGGGACCGGCCCAGCAGCGCCAUGUACCCGACCGGCCCAGAGAGCGGACAGCGCUGCGUCUACCCCCGGGCUCUGUUCCAGCAGGUCCUCGGACCAUGCAAGCCGUGCAGUGACCCCAAUCUCUCUGUAGCCGACAAAGUCCUGGCAGCUCCCAGCAGUUGGAGUUUGGACAGUGGAACUAGAGAGUCUCUUCCGUUCCUCAGUUCUCAUGUUGGAAGCGUCCUAACACCGACGGGCACCACGAGAGGCCUGACACAGGGCCAUUACUCUCUGCACUUUGAUGCAUUUCACUCCUCUAUGGGGGAUGGGGGUCCCGCAUUACCCAGCAGAUCCCUUCGCAAGAGCCCGCUGCACACUAUCCCGGCCUCGCCCACCAGCCCCCAGUCCUGUCUUGACGGCAGUAACUCUCCGCUCUCGGGCAGCGCCAGCAGUGGAGUUUCCUCCCUGAGUGAAGGCACCUUCCCCGGCUGUCCUGAUGGGACUCCCAACACAGACUCCCGGACGGAGGAGCAGCAGAGCGGAUGCUAUCAGCACUACCCCCCUGUGCGGUACAGCCUAUCUGACCCCAACGGGCUGGAAGCCCCAAAGGUCCAACCUUGUCGAAGCCACUCAGCCCCCAGUGGGGUCACUCCACCCCGAUCACCCAGCGGUGAGCAUGACGAGGGAAAUGCAGAGCACAACCGGCUACGGAGGUCCAGGAGGAACUGCCACAUGGGCAAAGAGCAGGCAGCACGGGUCGGAUGGGAUCAUAACAUGGGCAAACCGUAGUCAUGGACUGAUGUGAAGGAGCCUGGGGGGCAAGAAGGAGGCGGGGGGGCUGUGCAUGGUGUGCGCAUGGAGGGGCAGGUGCCGUCAGUGAGGCCUGAUGUCCGUGGGUCAGGAAGAGGAGACACCAGUGUGAACGGAGUAUAGGGUAUGGGGAAAAUAUAAGUGUGAGGGGUCAGUGUAUGGGGAAAAUAUAAGGGUGAUGGGUCAGCUUA